AUGCAUAUAUGUAUACUUGCUCGAUCUUCUACGGAAGGUUUACAUGGUCUAUUGUUAAUUAUUGAAUCUGCAUUGAAUUCAUCAUCUCCAACUGCUGCUAAUAAUACCAAUCACACACAACCUUCAUCGACUACAUGUCAAUGUCUGGCAACUUUAUUAGAUAGUCUAAGCAAUGCUUGUCAAGAUCGUACUUUUCAAAAAACUGUUCUACAAAGUCGUAAAGCUUUAUUAUUUGGAUUAUCUAAUUGUCUUUCUUAUCAUGUUCCACUAUUGAGUGAUGUUAGUCAUGCUUAUCUAGUCGCAUCAAUUUGUCGACUAUUACAUAAUAUUUAUGUCGGGGGACAAUUGGAUCAAUCCACGAUGAAUCAUAACAAUAAUAACUUCAACUUUAUGAAUCAUUCUCUCAAUAAUGACAAUUGUACAAUAUUUUGUUGUUUAACAUCGAGUAAAUUAAUUAAUUCUCUGCUGAAUGGAAUCGGUGCUAUUUUAGAUCAAAUUGGUCAUGGACCAGAAUUAAGAGCUGUUGUGAUUGCUUUAGCUGGACGAUUAUUACCAUUAUGUCAUGAUACGAAUCAACUUUCAUCUUGGUUUGGAGAGCAUACAGCUGGAUCGGUUAUCCCAAAGUCAAUCAAUGAUUUAACAUCACGAACACGUCUGUUACUUGCAAUUUUAGAUAGUUGCUCAUUAGAUUCAUGUUCUAAACGUGUACCACCUGUCAAUACAACUGUUAUAAAAAAUGGCCAACAACAACAACAAUCCGAUGAAAAUAUUAUGUCACAGUUAAAAAAUGAAGCCAAUAAUACCAAUAACAAUAAUAUUGCAUCUCAUUUAAUUACUGGAUGUAUUCGUUGUUUAGUUACUGGUACUAAUCAUUCAAUUAAUUUACGUUAUGCUAUUGGUGAUGAUAAACGACGUGUUCGUCGUUUAGCACGUCUUAUACGUGUACGACUAGUGGAGCAUAAUAAUCAUAAGUCUCAACCAACAUCAUCAUCAUCAGUUAUGUUAAAUAAAUCACGUCAACAAUUACCGCCUAGAGAUGAACCGUUGGCAGGAAAUGUUUGUUUAAUUUUACAAUAUUGUGUUUCUGAUACACCAUUAGCUGAACAUCUUCAAGGUACUACAGUAAUCUAUGAUCUAUUAACGUUGAUACAAGAAAGUCAACGUUUAGAUACUAAAAGAAAUGCAGCAAUUCUUAUUGGUAAAUUAGCUCAAUCAAGUCAAGUACAUCGAGAUGAACUAUCACGUUUAGAUGGUUAUAGUGUGUUAACACCAUUCAAUUCAUGGACUGCAGCAUUGGAACGCUGUUAAUUAAAUCUACACAUGCAUAUACAUAUAUAUAAUCUGUGUUUGUUUUAGGCGUCUUUCAUCACAAUUUUGAAAAUCAUUUCCAGUGACAUAUAUAUAUACAUUACACUUCUCCCGGUCAGCAGUAUCAAAUAACACAUACACACACCACAAGUAUUCAUUGAUUAUUCAUAAGGAAAUUUUCUAUGAAACUUAUACGCCCAACAUUGUAUUUAUUAUUAUUGUUAUUAUUAGUUUCAUUCGACUUGAAAAGAAAGGAAAGGAAACUAACUGUCUAAUCUAACUUCUAACUGUGUUGUAUAAGAAGCGUAUGCUUGUGUAUGAUGUGUGUGUUAACAAACAUUUAAUAAAAACGAUAGUUACAUAGUAAUUGUGUUUGUGUAUUUUGUAUGUAUGUAUGAACUAGUGAAAAUUAUGUUAUAAACAUUUAACAAACAAUUAAUUGUUCU
Molecule: messenger RNA, 1754 nt
Organism: Schistosoma turkestanicum
Lineage: Eukaryota; Metazoa; Platyhelminthes; Trematoda; Strigeidida; Schistosomatidae
Source: the annotation of a GenBank genome assembly